This is a messenger RNA of Xenopus tropicalis (tropical clawed frog), 2356 nucleotides long. RefSeq lists its product as uncharacterized. Bases 125 to 1825 code for a protein of 566 amino acids. The record is from RefSeq and is a predicted model, not a curated record. The transcript has a single exon. Lineage: Eukaryota; Metazoa; Chordata; Amphibia; Anura; Pipidae.
CAUCCUGUGAUACCAACUGUUUGCUCUUUGGGUCCUGCCCUAUGUCUGGGAACUCACGGCCCUGAGGUUGUGACAUAAUUUGGUGGCAAGCAGUGGCAUAGGAUCCCAGGACCCAAAAGGCACCAUGAGCACCCCACCUGGAUUCUACGCUGACCCAUUGGAUCUCUUCGCUUGCAUGGAUUACUCCUGGACUCCAGAGAUCCCUACUGAUCCCAGAGAGAGGACCCUGUUCUGGCUGAGAUGUGAGUCACUGGGACUAUCUGGGGAUGAGGGUCUGGCAUAUGGAGUAGGGCAGUUAGUGGCAGGAGAGGCAGACCUGGAGGAUGGGUACUAUGUUCUGCAGCGCACCAUGCACCAACCAGGUGGGAGAUAUUGGCACAGUCCCUAUACAGUGCUCCCACUUCCCUGUAGCUUGGCGGAAUGGCACGGCCAAUGGGAGAGGCUGAAUUUCUGUGACUAUAGCACCUUUGUGGGUAACCCAGAGGGGGAAUUCCAUACCCUCUAUGCACAGCGCUUCUUUUAUAUAGGAAGGAAUGAUACAGAGGAACGGAGGGACUGGCUUGCUGACCUGGUGUAUCAGGAACUGGAAUUGAUAAAAGAGUAUGGGAGUAUCCAGGAAUUGGAAAACCAACGCAAGGAAGCACUGAGGGUAUGUGCACCAUCUUUUUGGGGUUUUCAGCAGGCACAGCCAUGUCUUGGUACUGUAGGCCCAAAAGACUUUCACUUACCCCCCAGUACAGUCAGUGCCGGGGUGGGGGAGGAACAAGAAGCUUCCCAAACAACUUUAUUUUGGUCCCCAAGUGAAAUCCCUGUUUGUGAGGAGUUCAGUGGUUGCGUUGCCCCUGUGCUGGCAGAACCGGAGAGUGGGUGCUGCCACUUUAAAGGCUUGGCAGAGGCUGAGGCCUCCCCGAGUGAAAACCCUGUUUGUUUAGAGUUCAGUGGUUGUGUUACCCCUGGGCUGGCAGAACCGGAGAGUGGGUGCUGCCACUUUAAAGGCUUGGCAGAGGCUGAGGCCUCCCCGAGUGAAAACCCUGUUUGUUUAGAGUUCAGUGGUUGUGUUACCCCUGUGCUGGUAGAACCGGAGAUUGGGUGCUGCCACUUUAAAGGCUUGGCAGAGGCUGAGGCCUCCCCAAGUGAAAUCCCAGUCUGUAUGGAGUCCAGUGGUUGUGUUACCCCUGGGCUGGCAGAACCGGAGAGUGGGUGCUGCCACUUUAAAGGCUUGGCAGAGGCUGAGGCCUCCCCGAGUGAAAACCCUGUUUGUUUAGAGUUCAGUGGUUGUGUUACCCCUGUGCUGGCAGAACCGGAGAGUGGGUGCUGCCACUUUAAAGGCUUGGCAGAGGCUGAGGCCUCCCCGAGUGAAAUCCCUAAUUGUGUGGAGCCUGGAGCUGCUCAGUUUGAAAAAAGCUCCAAGGAGGGAAGAGAUGAGGAUUCCCCACUACCUGAGUUGUUGCUGGCUGGAGAGGACCAGGAACAGGACCAAGAGGAAAGCAUUGCUCAGCAUUCCCCAAUGUCUAUCAGAGCAGUCAGUUCUGGGAAUGGAGUAAGGGGCACCCCAAAAGCACAACGUGUAACCAGGGCAGUUGUUCCGGAAACCCCCUCUGGCAGACAACAAGGCCAGAGAAUUACCCCACAGAGAAAUAAAACACUGGUGAGUCCCCGUGCUGUCCCUACAAUAUCUCCCAGAUGGAGGGGUCCCCCAUUGUGUAAUGUUACAGGGACCGGGGCCUUGAGAGAGGUUGGGUGGAACUUAGAAUUAAAGAAAAGACAGGGGGAUAAACAUUUGUCUAAUACUCUUUGGGGUCCACUGGUCAUUGGGGUCACUUGAAGAUGAGUCACCUUGGCCUGACUGCUUGGGGGGGGGGGAUACAGACUGUACCACCUGGGAUUGUUCCCUUCUCCCUGGAAGGCCCCUUUAUUGUCCUGGAGGCCAGAACUGUGACAUUACAGGGUCGCCCAUAUGGAGGAGAGAGGGUUAAUGAUGGCCGCCCUGAAAUAUCCCUCUUAGAUCCUGUGGGUUCUGUUUACACCUCAUCUUGUUAUUCCUGUUUUGCCAAUAUGCCCCCCCCCCCAAGGAACUAAAGACUUUUGCUAAGUGACUUUGGGAAACUGCACCAACUGCUGCCCCCUACUGUGUGUAAGGGGCCCAGCCACUAAGGGCUGUCUGGGAGGGGGAGAGAAUACAGUAACUCUGGGACAGAUACAAAUUAGGACUCUAAAGUAACAUUUUUCUUUCUUAUUAUGGAUAUUUUGCCUUAUGGGAAUUGGCUAGUGAGGCUGCUGGGAACCUGUGUAGGCCCCCAGCAGGCUCACUAUUUGGGAAGGGGGAGAAAUGUGACAUAACAAACUGUAUAAGUUG